This is a messenger RNA of Orbilia oligospora ATCC 24927, 1122 nucleotides long. RefSeq lists its product as uncharacterized. Gene Ontology annotation, molecular function: ATP binding; calcium/calmodulin-dependent protein kinase activity; calmodulin binding. Bases 1 to 1122 code for a protein of 373 amino acids. The transcript has 6 exons. NCBI's taxonomy places the organism in Eukaryota, Fungi, Ascomycota, Orbiliomycetes, Orbiliales, Orbiliaceae. Gene Ontology annotation, biological process: protein phosphorylation; cellular response to oxidative stress. The record is from RefSeq and is a predicted model, not a curated record.
AUGGACCCGCCAACCACAUCUGCAUCCCAGUCCCCGAAACCGCCGCAGCAACAGCCCGCGGUUCAGGCAUGUCGCUAUAAGACCGGGAAAACACUGGGUUCCGGGUCAUAUUCUGUUGUUAGGGAAUGUGUCCAUAUCGACACCGGGAGAUACUAUGCGGCAAAGAUCAUCAACAAGAAGCUGAUGGCCGGGAGAGAGCACAUGGUUCGCAAUGAGAUUGCAGUUCUGAAAAAGGUGUCCAUGGGGCACCAAAACAUCUUAACUCUUGUUGAUUACUUCGAAACAAUGAACAACUUAUAUUUGGUAACAGACCUGGCUCUCGGUGGUGAGCUCUUUGAUAGGAUCUGUAGGAAAGGUUCUUAUUUCGAGUCAGAUGCUGCUGACCUGAUUCGAGCUACCCUUUCUGCUGUUGCGUACCUGCACGACCAUGGAAUCGUCCAUCGUGACUUGAAACCCGAGAAUUUGCUGUUCCGGACACCGGAGGAUAAUGCCGACCUGUUGAUCGCGGACUUUGGAUUAUCGAGAAUCAUGGAUGAAGAAAGAUUCCAUGUUUUGACAACAACAUGCGGGACACCUGGUUAUAUGGCACCCGAAAUAUUCAAGAAAACAGGACAUGGGAAACCAGUCGAUAUCUGGGCCAUCGGUGUCAUCACCUACUUCCUUCUCUGCGGUUACACACCGUUUGAUAGGGAUUCAAACUUAGAGGAAAUGCAAGCCAUCCUCAAGGCUGAUUACAAAUUCGAACCUGCACAAUACUGGCAAGAUAUCUCAGACAAUGCUAAGGAUUUCAUAAAACGUUGCCUGACAAUCGAUCCCAAGGCACGGCCCACGGCCCAUGCUGCCCUCGAGCACCCCUUCAUAAUUGAAGAACAGUUAGAGAAGGAGGCGGACUUGUUGCCCACCGUUCGUAAGAAUUUCAAUGCAAGGAGGACUCUUCAUGCCGCCAUAGACACUAUCAGGGCCAUCAACAAGCUCCGUGAAGGUGGUAUGAUGGAUGGGGCUUUGAGCUCCGCACCAGAAAACCAAAAAAAGGAGAAACCGGUAAACCAGCCCGUCGCAGGACUAUGGCAUGGAAGUUCUGCACAAGCGGCUACAACCAAGGGCCUCUGGCAGAAGUCGUGA